Labrus bergylta (ballan wrasse) is the source of this 4055-nucleotide messenger RNA. The record is from RefSeq and is a predicted model, not a curated record. Lineage: Eukaryota; Metazoa; Chordata; Actinopteri; Labriformes; Labridae.
AAAUCAAACACUCCUCAUUUCCUAGCAACGGUCCUUAGAUACGAGCUGGAGGAAGCGCGCUCGCUGUGGCGGACUGACAACAACACAACAACAUGGAGCCUCUUCGGCAAAGGGGGGAGGCUUCUUCUCAGACGUCGGCAGAUGAACUGGAAGCUCCAAGUCAAAGCCUUGCCAGUCCGGAUCAGACGCAGCCCAGACUGGAAACGGAUGGCCUGGAGCUUAGAGAGCCAUGGAGGUGUGCUUUACAGCCAGAUUUUCAGGACAGUAACCUCUCUCCAGCUCUUCACCUGCUGCCUGCAGACUCUGGAGUGGAACACAACUUCACUGAAUACUCUUUAUUUCAUCAAAGUGAGAAUGAAUUUGUUCCUCUAAGGGCAUACCCUGACAUUUCCAUGGCGUCAGAGAGGUCACACUUCCCCCCGAAUAUCUUUAGUCAGGCUUCAGAGCGUGGCUCACUAUCCCAGCACCCUUUGACCCAGGCAACCAUCCUGUCUGAAGAAGGAGCCAGCAGCUGCUGCUCUCUUUCCCAGCACAGUUUGUCCCCAAGGAACAACAGCAAAGGGAAAGAAACUCUUCAAGCCCCACUGAUGACUCCAUCCGACAGACAGGGAGUAUCGUCCAGUGAUGACUCGUAUUCCAAAAAGAAGGACUUUGAGAUGCUUCCUAAGCUUUCUGACAAAAGAACAGGAGACGCUGAUGAGGAUGAGACUUUCUUUUUGAGUAAAGAUGUUCCUGCCCAGCAUCUCCUGGACCUCCUUCAGAAAGACUUUGGCAUGCCGAGCAGCAGUAGUAGUGCUGUUUCCUCUGCCUCUGAGACCUCACUGAAGACCGCUGCAUCUUUUGCAGAGCAGGUUAAAAGCACUGAAGUCUGCAAACCAGACCAAAUCACAGCUAGGAGAGAGGGUCCUACUGGUGAAGUGUCUCUCCCACAGAGACAGAAACAACCACCUGAAAGAGAUUUAUACUCUACCCAAUCACAAAGACUGUCAUCCGAGGUCUGUAAUAUCACAAUGGGGCAUCGCAGCACUCAACCUGAUGAGAGCAGUGAGAUGUUACACAGAGAGCUGCUGAGCGAGGUAGAGAGGCGCAACAGCUGUGAAGCUGCGUCUAAAAGCAAACAGCAGAAAAGUCCUACACCACCGAGUGAGUCUUUCACACCGUAUCCCCAAGAGAGGAAUGAAGGAAAGCCGAGUGUGAGCAAAGCAAAUGUGGGUGGCGGGCCAUGGACAGGGCCAUUUUCAACAGGUGUGGAACGGGGCCUCAGAGAGCAUGACCUCUGGUCCUCGGGGAACCAAACAGGGAUUGAUGGGUCCUACCUGGGUUUCCUUCCUCAGUCUCAGUCCACUCCAGGAGUUCUUAAGGCCCCACCCAAAUCCACCGUCAAGCUUAAAAUAGGGCAACUUUCUGACAUAGAAUCCAUUAAAGAGACCUCACAUCAGUCGAGCACGGGGAUGUCCUCACAGCCAGCUUUACCUCGGGCUGAUGUUCACAAUCCAGACACAGCAAAUCAGAGACAAGAGGAGGUGACCUCAGCAGAGGUCCAGUCUCUCCCAAGUGUCAACUUUAUGCAGAAAGUAGACGCUUGGAGGGCAAACCAGAGCUCAGGCAAGACGUCACUAUUUGACAGCUUAGCACUGCAGGGGUUCUCUGGAGUCUCCCCUAAAAAGAAAGCUUACGAAGCAGUGUCUGACACCCUGAAUCGCAUCCUGAGCGAGCAGGCGAGGAGUUUACAGCAGCCUCCUGUUUCAAGUGCAGACAAUCUGAACGUCACACAGAGCUCCUCCGUGGAUCCCUCUGCCUCUUCUCCAAGAAGAGGGGAGGCUGUGGGCAGCGCUCCCAUUGAGAAGAAUAACACAGGGUCUGCGGCGAGACCUUCUGCCUCACCCUACGGCAGGUCUCAGAGUCACUCCUCGAUUAACACGGUCAUGUCAGUACAGAAAGAUCAGCAAACAGAAACGCCUGCAGAAAACAAGAACAGCCAUUCUCAAGAUGAUGUCGAUCACCAGCAGAGUGCCGCCAUCCAACCCUCGCCUUUCAUGAGCCUCGGUCAGUUCAGUGACGUGUCACCUGAUCUAGACUCGACACUCUCAAGUGGCUACAACUAUGAAAUUAAAUUAGAAACGUCCAUCGGAGCUUCUUCUGUUGUCAGCCUGGAGGUCGAUAACUACGCCCCAUAUUGGACUUCCAAACUAUCAACACCUCCACCUCCACCCAGGCCUCGAGAGUUCAACAUUGAAGAAAGAAUACCGUUGUAUCUCCAUAACCUGGGUAUUGACCAGUCUCCCUCCACAAUCUUAACUCCGUUUGCACCCAAAGGGCCAAUCAGAGAGCCUGAAUUCUCCCCCACUGAUCUCAGUACGAUAAAAGGAUCUAUUGGAACCCCCACCAAGAGCACGCAGCCCUCUGAAGGUGGCAGUCCUCGGAAAGGAGAGUUUUCAAGGUGCAGCGUUCUGUCAGUGGACUCCAGUGUGUCCAUACCUUUCAGCCUGGACAGUCUCGGUCCAGCUGUUUCUAUCCAAGAGCGACCCAGACGGGCUUCUCCUUCAUCAGUUACAGAAGCUGUGCAGAGUGAACAAAGACGGGCUACGUCCUCUGAGCCUGAAGAAGACACUGAUCCCUCCACGCUGCAGACCGCCCUGCAGCAGCAGAGAGGCAGCAGCUUCAGCAGCAGCCAGAAUACCAUCCGGUCAACUUUGCAAACGAGCCGCAGUCUAGAGGAGACCGCAGAAGACUCUUUUGUCAGCUCCAGGACCCUGUUUGAGAUACGUAAACUCCUCUCUCAGGCGGAGAAUGUGGUAUCUGCCGGGUCUUCUGUGGCGUCCUCAGCCUCCCCUGCGGCCCCCCGUCUGCCCCCUGAUAACGACAUAUUCCUGUCUCUGAGGAAGACAGCCAGCGGGCCUCAGGAGUCCUCAUUCUCCUCUUGGGCUGCUGAAGAUCCCAGAACUCAGUCCUCCACGCUGUGGGCAAGAUCCUCAUCCGACCCCCUGCUGACUUCAGAUAAAGUGAGAGAGCGCUCCAUUGGUCGAGAGAGCAUGACAUCAUCAUCGCAGACAAAUUUUCCAGCAACAGGUGCACACAGAAGGCAACAAGAUAACAUUGUUAGUGGAGAUGCCGGGCUGUCCUUUGUCCUCUCCCAGUCAGCACGGCGGUCAGAGCCUGAGGGCUGCAGUGCUGCACCUCCUGAUAACACCGUCCCUCCACAGCAACCAAUCACCAAGCCUUCACCAGAGCUGAGUGCAACACAGCUCACGUCUACUCCUGCUGCAGACACGGCAGCUGUGACAGAGGAGGAAACUCAGACUACUCCUCCGAGUCCUGUGCAAAGCAGCUCCUCCUCAACCGUCCCCGAGGAUCAGAGCGUGAUGAGUGUUGGGAGCAGUGAGAGCUCGCUGGCUGUCAGAGUGGCCAAGUUACUGCAGAAUGAGUCUCCAUCCACCAUGGUGUCCAGUACAGCCAGCACUACUGACCAAGAGGAGAGACAAGCUAGAGAAUGGAUCAAGCUGAAGAUAUCCGGACAGCAGUGCGAGCCUCUGGAGUUAGACAAAGAAGACAGACGACGGAUCGAAGAGAUCAAGAGAGAGCUGCUGUUAAAAGAUCCAAUCAAGAGUCCUAGGAGCACAGAUACUGAGAGCAGUGCAGCGUCCAGUGUCAGAAUGCCAAAGUUUCCAUCACAGCAGGUGGAGACGUUAACUUCCACGGCUGAUGCUAACAAACGACCAUCGCAGCCGCAGCUCGACCUCAGCACAGACCUCUCUGCCUCCAACAUUCACCUGCACACCCCCCUUCCAUCAAAUCUAGAGGCUCAGGUUCGCGAGAUAGCUGCCAGAGAAGGGGUGACCCUCCCGAAGACAAACCCUGUGGCCCUCACGUCGAUCACAAUCGCCACCCGCAAGCGCUCCACCUCCUCCUCGCCAUCCACGUCGCCCGCACCUCCCGUCAGUCCAGCGCCAGAGAUGCUCCAUCUGAACGAGCUCUCCACAGAAGCAGUGCAACAUGCUACGGCUAACAUCCAGCUUCCCCACGGGCGGAAGAAGACGGUGCGACCAGGAAUCUAA